Messenger RNA from Octopus bimaculoides (California two-spot octopus), 5738 nucleotides. Its product is annotated as peptidyl-prolyl cis-trans isomerase FKBP8. Lineage: Eukaryota; Metazoa; Mollusca; Cephalopoda; Octopoda; Octopodidae. The record is from RefSeq and is a predicted model, not a curated record. Gene Ontology annotation, molecular function: peptidyl-prolyl cis-trans isomerase activity; protein binding; protein folding chaperone. Gene Ontology annotation, cellular component: cytosol; mitochondrial envelope; membrane. Gene Ontology annotation, biological process: protein folding; negative regulation of apoptotic process.
AGAUCAAUGAUGUUAGCUCGAACUGCACAGAGUGUGCACGCUUGUAUGUAUCAGUGUUCAUAUCAUUAAACCAAAAACGAUCAAGUUUAAAGGAAGGAAGGAAGGAAGAAAAACUCACAUGCUGAACCACAGCAUCAAAUUCCAGAAUAUAAUAUUCUUUAGUUCAUCAUGCCCUCAACACCCACUGAAGUUCCUGAAGCUCAUGUGCCAAACAGUGCCAGUAACAGUCUGGAGCAAGCAAAUGUAAAUGAACAUGAGAACAGUGGUUUCCAAAUAGAUAAGAAGGAAAAACAUUUAUCAUUAAACAAAGACAUUUGGAAUGGAGACACUUCUGACAAAUCUAAUGAUUCAGGAGGAUUUCAAGCAGAAGCUAGUAGUGCUCACUUAAAUUAUACUAGUAAUGCUACUAUAGUAAUGGGUAAUGGUGCACAAGAACUUACAGCUGUACUGGAACCUUCGGAAAUGUUAAUCAGAGCUCCAGACAGUGUACAGAAUUCUCUUAAAUUAGCUAGUGAAGAUGCAAAGACUGAGCAACCAGUACUGACAUUAAACAAACCAGAAGCAGAAUUAGAAGUAAGAGAACAACUGCAGAGUAAGGACAUUGAAAGGGAAGCAAAAUCUUUGCAAACUGCUACAUCUGAUCAAGCUGAAAAGUGCUCACAAGAAGUUACAUUUGAUCAAGCUGAAAAGUGCUUACAGGAAGCUACAUCUGAUCAAGGUGAAAUAAAUGUUUCACAAGCAAAAGGGCUUUCAGAUGAAACUGCUAAAGAUAGACUGUCCCUAAAUGAGGACGAAAUUUUGAACAAAAGUGAAAAUAUUGAUCCGCUUACACAAGUUGUGGGUGGAAAUAUUAAUGAUUCGAAAGCUGAUAAAAAAGAUAUUUCAGAGACUGCUGAAGAAAAUGUUUCAAAUGAGCCAAUGGAUAUUUUAGGCAAUGGAUUGCUUACGAAAUCGAUUGUUAAAAAAGGAGACGGAGUAUUAACCCGACCUUUACAGGGUCAAAAGGUUACUUUAAAAACAGAAGGUUUGCUACCUGAUGGAACAGUAAUUGACAAAAAUGAAAGUAUUUCAUUUAUAUUAGGUGACGGUGAUGUGAUCUCAGGUUGGGAUAUUGCUGUUGCCUUGAUGGAAUUAAAUGAAGUUGCUGAAUUAAAAUGUGAUGCUAAAUAUGCUUAUGGAAGCCAAGGCAGAUUUCCUGAUGUACCAAGUAAUACAGCCAUUGUUUACACCCUGGAACUACUCGACAAAGAACCAGGACCAAAUUACAGUUUCAUACCACUAGAUGAAAGGCUUCUCCAUGCAUCUGUCAAAAAAGAACGAGGAAAUUAUUUAUUCGCUCGAAAUGAUUUUCACGGCGCUAUCAACUCUUAUAUAAAGGCCAUUAGUAUUAUUGAUCAAGAGGAUAAUUCUGAUAUAACGGGGAAAUCAAACCAGAUUCCUGGGGAAAAAAUUAAAUGUUUUAACAACUUGGCAGCUGCUCAAAUAAAGAUUGAAAGAUACAGUGAAGCUAUCAAAUCUUGUGAAGAAGUGUUGAAACAUGACAUAAAUAAUGUCAAAGCCCUGUUCAGAAUGGGAAGAGCUUACGCUGCACAAGGUGAAACAAAAGAGGCUAUUGCACAGAUGAAGAAAGCACUCAAAUUAGAACCAGAAACAAAGGAUUUGAACAUGACAAAAAGAAAAAAAAGAAUUAUUCAUCAGGAAUUAUCGAAACUUACCAAAAAGUUAUCGAAAGAGACACAGUCUGAGCGCAAUAUGUGUAAGAAAAUGUUCCGAACUGAUAAACCCCCUUCUAAACCCUCAUCAGAUUAUUCGUCUUGGAAAUGGUCGAUCAUUGCUGGCAGUUUGGUUGUGGUAUUACUUUCUUUAGGCGUUGCCUACUUCCGUUAACCAGCGAUCAUCUCCUAACUGCCACAAUUCUCAUGGGACCACUGAAAAUUGAUUUCAAAUAUAGAGCAUUUAAUAUUUACAACUGAAAACUUAAAACAAAAAAAAAAAACCUAUGCAUUCUUAUUGCAAAGCAAACAAACAAACAAAAAAAAUAAUAAUCUAUAAAAAUCUUCUCUUGCUCCUCUUGUCUUUAAACUUUGACCUUUGACCGUGAUCAGCACAAUUUUUCUUUGUUGAAAUUUUUUUUUAGGUGAAAGCGGAAUCUUACUUUCAUGAUUCUUGUAGCAAGCACUAUCAUGUUUUCAUAAAGUCUUUGUAUUCAUUUUGAAAGCUAAAAUAUCUUCUCAGGAACUUUGAAAUUCUUUUGUUUUGUUUCUGUUCUGUUACCUUUUUGUUUUCUCUUUGCUUUAUUUGCCUUUUUUUUUUUUUCAUUUAAUUUUUACAUAUUUUUCAAAAACCCUUUUUUUUUUUUUUUUUUAAUCUUAUAAUCACAGUAACUUAAAUUCAGCAGAAAAAAAAAUGAGAAAAGAAAACUCAGAAAUUUCUUGAUAUUUUUUUCUUUCUAAAUAAAUUGAGCUUAUUGAGGUUAGGCAGAAGUGAGGGGGUGCCAGCUUCUAAAUAGCACCUAGUUGUGUGUUUGUGUAUUAAUGUUUGGUUGGUUUCCUUUUGAGUGGAAGAAAUUGCAACUGAUGAUUGUUGUUGUUGUUAUAUGGCUCCAAGUCAAAGUUCUUCAGAGCUACAACCAUGCCCUCUUUUCAGAAAUAUGUAACAUGUUGAAAACUUCAUUAUCCAAUGUGUCCUUCCCUCCUUCAAGACAACAAGGUGUAAUUUGAGGGAAAUUUGGCAGCUAUUUUGAGCAGAUUGUGGGACUACAUAGAGACCUCAAUUAUUGGCUCCAGCCAACAAGGGUGCCUGACUGACAGUUGUUGACUAAGCAGUUGUGAUACAUUGUCAGAUGAAGUUCUAUGCAAGUUGAAACAAUGUAUAAACUACCAAGAACUAUAUCAAGUCCUGUCACAUUGAUCCAUUUAACAUCAUUUUUCUUUCUUUUUAACGCUAAUGAAUAUAUGGCUUUUUGGUUAAGAAGGCCCACUUAGCAAACACUUGGUUUUGGAUUUGAUCUCACUGCAUAGCACCUUGGGCAAGUAUCUUCUACCAUAGCCUCAGAUUCAUCAAUGCAUUGUGACUGAUAUUUGGUAAACAGAGCCUGUAUGGAAAUCUAUUAUGUGUGUGUGUGUGUUUUCGCGGUCUUCACACUGAUAGAAUUUGAGUAGCAGUGAUGUUUAUAUCCUCCAUAAACAAAAUGUCCUGCUCAGCAUUUUCGCAUGUGAAAACCACUGGAAUAAAUUAUCUUACUUGAAAAACAAGUAUUAUUGACAGGAAGGACAUUCAGCAAUAGAAUACUGUCUCAAUAAGUUUUGUCCAAACCAUGCUGGCCUGGAAAAAGCAGAUACAAAAAUUGUGAUGAUCAUCAUGAUGAGUGUGUGUGUGUUUUAAGAUUUGGAAAUUUUGUUUAAUUUUUAUUUAAAAACUAAUCAUUUAAGACUAAACAAAGAACAAAUAUUUAAACAAAAUAUGAACGAUAGAUAUAAUAGUUACAUGAGAAGAAAACUCCAAUGUGAGGUAUUUUAAAUCUUGUUAAAAUAGACUUUAAAAUUUCCAUUAAUAAAUUAUUGAACUGUUUAAAAUAUAUAUAUUGUAUGAUAAUUAUGCAUUGAUGUUAUACAUGUGAUCAAAAAAAAAAAUACCCUCUCCUUCUGUUAUCCUUUCUAGGUCAUUUAACACUUACACCAUCUCUAAAGGCAACCACUUUGUUGAAGUAAUGGAUUAACUUGCAACUUGCAUGUUAGUCCAGUCACCUCCUCUGAAGAUAUGAAACAAAGUGAAAAAAACAAAGGUGGGAGAAGAUGAGAUAAAUAUUGUUCAUUGGCAACUUUAUUCAAGAGGCAGCUGAUACAUGAAUGCUCAUCCUGCUAAAAUUCACAAAUCACAUCCUAUUGUCUUAAAUUAAGGUUAUAUUCAACAAUGUAAUUCCUGAUAUACAAACAAAGCGUUUAUCAUGAAUAGAAUACUUUUUACCAUAGUUUUGUUCAAUUAUUACUGAUAUGGGAAUGCACAAGAACAACAAAGUUUAUUUUGAGCCAAUGUCAUAUGACCAGUUAGAUAUAGCUGCCAAAUUUCACUCGGAUUAUAAUCUACUAUCUUUUAUUUGGAAACAGUACACUGGAAAAUGUAGUUCCAAAUACACAAACAGAUACCUGCAGCCACACACAUGUGCGUGUGUGUGCAAAGAAUACAUAUAUCCGUAUUGUAUUAUUCCCAACUGAAGACCACUUGGAGGGCAGCGAUUCUGAUAUGCCAUGUACUAGCAACUAUUAAUAUACUAUACAUCUUGUAGUUACUAACGACUGGGCUGUUGCUGUUAAGUCUGGUUUGGUGUGUAUAUAUAUAUAUAUAUAUAUAUAUAACUAACCUGUCUUGUUUCAGUUCAGCUCUGAUUAAGUUAAUACUUUGAUCAAAGUCCAACCAUAACCUGCCUACCAAACAUCAGGGGCUUUAUUGUACAGUGUGCCAUUUUUUAAGACAGUAGAGUUAGAUUUGUAGAUAGUAUGGCUGCUAUUUCUUGCAGGUCAAACAACCCAUAUAGAGGCUCCUUGUAGCCUUGUCCAUCUUGUUUUCAUUGUCCUCAACAAAAUAGUCAUUAAAAUCCAUGAUGCCUAUUCUUAAGUUGUUAAGGGGAUGGUUGGAAAGUUGUUGCCGCUAUACUCGUUUAGCCCAGGUGAGCUCUGAGAGUGCAGACUUAAUGAUCAAAGGAGUAUCUGUCAUGAUCAUCUAGUCUUUAUUUCAAGGCAGAAUGACAUAUAUCUAGGGCCAUGUUAUUCAAUGUGUCCUUCCAUUUUUUAAGACAGUAGAGUAUGAUCUGAAGAUUUGACUGCUAUUUGCAGCACAUUAGUCAAUUAUAUAUAUAUGUAGUCCCUUGUUGGCUCGACAUCUGAGAUGGUUGAAUAAUUAACUUAGAAGAUUAUCCUGUUUCAUUAGCUCAUGAAGUGUCAAGAUAGAGAAGGCUGCUUAAUGCUGGGUCGUGUAUUUAGUUUUGUAAUUCACAAAUCUGACUUUUUAAGUCACUGUUGCCAACUUUUUCAUUCCACUUAGUCAAAUAAUUACCUUUGAUAAAUUUAAAAUAGAUUCCUUUAUUAUGAUGCCUUGCAUUGCAAAACUGGCCAUGUGCCUUGUCUCAAAAAUAUACUCUUAUAAGGCAAACCAAUAAGGAAGUUCUCUAAACCAGUGGGUGUCAAACGUAUGGCUCAUGGGCCAGAUCUAGUUUGCAAUUUAGUCUGUCUCUGAAAUUUUUUUUCUUCAAAUAUUCUGUAAAAUAUCACUACUAUGCAUUUAGAUUCAGAGCCUGACUAGAGUUUUGAUUAACACUAAUUCUAAUUAGUCAAAUGAGUGCAUCUUAGAGAAUCUUUUGUUAUCUCAACCAAUAAAAAAGCUUAUGAAUCAUAUAGUAAAAGAUGUGACUUUCUUCAUUAGUUUGACUAUAAAUACUGAGCCAAACAGAAGUAUUUUCUUUUUCAAAUUUACGCACAUUUGUCCAAAUGGAUUCUGGUCAUAUGAGUGACAUUGAAAUAGUACAUGCUUUCUGUCCAUCAUUGGUCUUCUCAAGAACUGUAUGCAUUCAUUUGGAAAAUUUCUAUCUCAUUCUCACUACAAGGACUCUUAACAGAACUACACACACACACACAUAUAUAUAAGUGGAUGAGUUUUUCCCACACAUCUCUGCACACAAACUUUACGCUAACAUCUCAUGUUCUUUCCUUUCUAUGUUGUUAAUAAAGUUGUUAUAAUAUUUA